AUGCCUACACAUAUUUUUACGGGAAAAGUAGUUUUGGUGACCGGAAGUAGUUCUGGAAUCGGAGAGGGGAUCACAAAACUGUUCUCUAUAUUAGGGGCCAAUGUUGUGGUCACCGGUAGGAAAGAAGCGGAUGUCCAGAGAGUUGCCAAAGAAGUACAGGAAUUGUCGCCAAAGAAACUAAAACCAUUAGAAGUGGUCGGAGAUCUCACCAAAACUGAAUUUAUUGCUACUUUGAUCGCAAAUACUAUCAAAACAUUUGGAAAGUUAGAUGUAUUGGUGAAUAACGCCGGCAUAUUUACGACGACAAACAUCACUCAAAAAGAUUUAAUGCAAGCCUGGGAUCAGGUCUUCAACACUGAUUUGCGAGCAAUCGUGGAAUUAAUCCACGAAUCGGUUCCACAUUUGGAGAAAACUAACGGCACUAUCAUUGAUAUCUCGAGUGUCGUAGUUUUGGUGACCGGAAGUAGUUCUGGAAUCGGAGAGGGGAUCACAAAACUGUUCUCUAUAUUAGGGGCCAAUGUUGUGGUCACCGGUAGGAAAGAAGCGGAUGUCCAGAGAGUCGCCAAAGAAGUACAGGAAUUGUCGCCAAAGAAACUAAAGCCAUUAGAAGUGGUCGGAGAUCUCACCAAAACUGAAGUCAUCAACACUUUGAUCGCAAAUACUAUCAAAACCUUUGGAAAGUUAGAUGUAUUGGUGAACAACGCCGGCAUAAUGAAGUCCAUAAACAUCACUCAAACAGAUUUAAUGCAAGCCUGGGAUCAGGUCUUCGCCAUAGACUUGAGAGCAGUCGUCGAACUGAUCCACGAAUCGGUUCCACAUUUGGAAAAAACUAACGGCACUAUCAUUGAUAUCUCGAGUGUCGGUGCCAUUGCUCCGUAUGCCCUAAACCUUGCUUAUGGACCGGCAAAAGCCGCCUUAGAUAUGUUGACUCGAGUACUGGCCCUCGAAUUGGGACCGAAAGGCAUUCGUGUGAAUGCAGUGAACCCGGGAACUACACAAACGACAGAUAAGGUGGAUCCUUUAUAUGACUUGAUAAAGAAAAUAACACCAUUGAGACGUGUGGGACAACCAUUAGAUAUCGCCAAAGGGGUGGUAUUCCUGGCCUCAAGUGAUGCCUCAUUCAUAACCGGCGCUAAUCUGGUGGUCGACGGCGGAGUUGUCUAUAAUAUGGGAGCUCUUAAUAUUUAAAAUACUAUAAAUCUAAUUA
This is a messenger RNA of Oppiella nova, 1207 nucleotides long. NCBI's taxonomy places the organism in Eukaryota, Metazoa, Arthropoda, Arachnida, Sarcoptiformes, Oppiidae. The record is from the annotation of a GenBank genome assembly.